Anas platyrhynchos (mallard) is the source of this 5919-nucleotide messenger RNA. RefSeq names its product interactor of little elongation complex ELL subunit 2 (gene ICE2). The record is from RefSeq and is a predicted model, not a curated record. Lineage: Eukaryota; Metazoa; Chordata; Aves; Anseriformes; Anatidae. Gene Ontology annotation, biological process: snRNA transcription by RNA polymerase III; positive regulation of transcription by RNA polymerase III; snRNA transcription by RNA polymerase II. Gene Ontology annotation, cellular component: transcription elongation factor complex.
CCAUUGGCUGGCUCGGCGCAGCCGAUCCCCGCGCGCGCUGCGCUGAUUGGCCAGCGCCGUGAGGGCGGGCUCGGCCGACGAGCGGGCGGCGGAGCCGUCACCCUGAGGGGCACCAAGAUGGCGGCGGCGGAGCAGCGGCCGCAAUGGGAUAUUCCACCAAAAAACGGCAGUGAAGUAUUUUUCUCGCAUGAAAUUUAUGAAAAAUACUCGUUGGCUCCAAGUCUGUCUGAACUAUGGAAUUUAUCAAACAGAGUGGCAAAGAAAAAUGUGGAGGCAUCGGCAAACUCUUCAGAAAACAAACAGACUUGUAACACACAGGCUGCAGAUCCACUGGAGGUGGAUGCUAAAUCCACAACUGAUGAUCAUCCUUUUCCAGAGCCUAGACUCCCCUAUCCAUUUACUUCUUGUUUGACUGAGAAGGAGCAGAAAACAUACUUAUAUCUGAUGACAAAGUUCUCAAAAAAAAACAACCAUUUUCCACUCAAUGCAGCAAAUCAAAGAGAAUUACUCAUGUAUUUGCAAAUGAAAGAAGCAGUAAACAAUGAAGUUGCAGAAUUUAUGAAAUUUGCUCAAAAUGCUGCAAAAAGCUGUGUCCAAGACUACGAUAACAUCUCUGAAGAUGCAGUACUUUAUACUGAGGAAUUAUUCAGUGCUUGUAUUGGACACGUGAAAAAGUACCCUGAGUUUUACACGCUCCAGGAGAUCAUGAGUAUCAUGGGAGGAAAAUUUAACACACAGUUGACCUUUAGGCUGGAAAAAAAUCUUCUUGUAAUGGGCACAGCAAAAUAUGGUAAAACGUAUUUCCCUACCAUGCCUGUUCAGCUGCCCACAGAUUAUAAAGCUGUUACAUCUUUUAUAACUCCAGAUAAAAAGGCUUCUAUUAUGCAAAAUGAUAUUAGUUCAGAUUCAAAUGCAGAAAAACUUGCUUUGAAAUACUCUCCUCAAGUUGUUUUAAGUAAUCAGUCAUUAUUUACUUUGCUGAAUAACCAUGGACUAAAUUACAAGGAACAGUGGGAAAUUCCAGUUUGUGUUAAGAUGAUCCCUGCUGCAGAUAGCAAACCAGCUAAAGUGGUUUACAUUGACUCACCUCUUCUGAAAAAGGAAAUGACAGUAAGAGAGAGGAACCAAGUCUUCCAUGAAAUUCCAAUGGAUUUCCUAGCAACUAAGAAGUCUUACAUUUCAGUUUCUGAUAUUUUGAUGGACAAACCAGCUGAGGACAAUCUACUGCAGUGGGAAAUGGCUUCUGAUACUUACGAAUACAGGCAGAUUCCUCUUCCAAAUGACACAGGAAUGGAGUUUGAUGAUGAUGUUACAGAACUGGAAACUUUUGGUGCAGCUGUCAAACCCUCAACGACUUCUAAAACAGAAAAUACUUCUACAGUUAGUAAUGCUGUUAAAGUUUUGUCACAUGACCUAAAAUUAGGAAAGAAAAAGACAUCCACUCUAAGCAGUGGAGCUGAACAGGGGAAGACCUCAGUUUCUGAGCAAGGAGUUUCAUCAUAUUCCAACAUACAGUUUCCAUCAUGUGGCGUUCUAUGCUUCAGCCCUGGAAAAGACUCAUCUCAUAAAACCUUUCAGUCAGAGGAGGGAGAGUUGAACAAAGCACAGCAUGUCAUGAACACGAAUGUAUCAGACAAUGAAACAAAAUUAAAUACUUCAUCUAAUGCUGUUAGUUUCAAGAAAGAGUCUGAUCCUGCGCACAAAAAUGAGACAUACACUCCUUUAUGCAGUAGUGACACUGAUGAAGAUCAUUUGAUAAUUGAUACAGAAUGUAAAAACACUGAUUCUUGCAAAACAACUGUACCAAACACUGUUUCUCAUACCUCAUUACGGACUUCCAAGUCACCUUCCCCCACCCAAAAUCCAUCAGCAAGUAUGACUGAUUGCUCAGAAGUCAUCGAUCAGGGAAAAAGUGCUUCCAGAAAGCUAACAAGAAAGUUGUCCAAAGAAUUUGAUCCUGUGGGACAGAUUUUAAAAAUGCAAACAGAACUCCUUAAGUCACCUUCCCGAAAAGGUCAUGAGCAGCCAUUAGUGAGCUGUGAUAGUUCUACUGCUGUGCAAGCUCAUGUGCCUCAAUCUCCAAAACUGUCAGCAACCUCCCAUGCAGAAACUUUGCCAAGUCCUGCCUGCAAUCCCAGUGGCUCAUCUAGGAAUACCUGGACAUGGCUUUUUCAGGGCGUGCCAAAGAGAAAGCUGCCAGAUGAACUUCAGAUGCUUGCAGAAAACCCUUCAGAGUAUAAAGCACCUCAGGAUGGCAACCUUGUGUAUAAGCUAUUCAGUUUGGAUGAUCUGUUAUUACUUGUGCGUUGCAAUGUGCAGAAAGCGAAGCCAUUGCCACAUUCCCAUAAAAAGAAAAAAGAUCAAAAGGUUGUUCCAAUAUUCCUGUUGCCAAAACUGGAAUACCAAGCCUAUUAUGGUGUUGAAGCUCUUACGGAAAGUGAAGUAUGUCAGAUGUGGACAGAGAGUAUGUUGCAUUCUGCAUGUUUAUUUUAUAUUGGGCGUAUUGAUGCUUUUACAUCAAAGCUUAUUAUGCUAGAAAAGAUUUCUCCAGAAAUAUUAAGAGAAAAACUUGGAUUGAUUAAGCCUGCAAACUCAUUGAAUAUACUUCAUCACAUUUUGAAGAAAGUGUCUGAUUUGCAGGAGGGCUCUUAUCUAUUGACUCAUGCCGCAGGAGAUUCAUCAGUUGCAAUCUACAAGAGUUGUCUUGACAAGGCAACGAGAGCAUCGUAUAACUUACAUAAGGCCCAUUGUGAUUUGCCCACAGUACCUGCCACAUUGUCAGUCCCUUGGGUGCCACUAGAUCCCAGCCUCCCUUUGCCCUAUCACAUGAAUCAUGGCAGAGUGCCAUGCACCUUUCCACCUGCACCCCAAGAAUCCAUGUGGAAACACAAGAUGACGGGGGUGAAAGGGCAGUCGGACACACCCUGUGAGGGAAAGCCAGUAACUAUGGAAACAAAAGGCAAUCCAGCUAAGCCUGUUAGAAAUGAAGGUGUGGCUCCAAAGAAGCUGAAGAAGAUUUACUGCAAACAAAGAAUGAUGAAGAAAAAGUGGAAAAUGAAGUAAAAUACAAGUGAAGUAGGAAUAGCUGAACUGUGCUAAGUAUGGGCUGGAAAAGGAGAAAAUGAAACAAGAAAUCUGAGGCUUUCUUGCAGUUUCAAAGGAGCCAGAACAAGCUGGCAGGGGAAACAGCUCCACAGCCAUGUUUAAAACACUGAAAGAGUCUAUAAACCUUAACCCUUUCUUACCUCAGUGCAUACAUUCAAAUUAAAAUCUCAAGUUCAGUCAGGUUUGUUUUGUUCCUUUUUUUAAAGGCAGGUGUCUGCAGCUGAGAAAAGAGGAGAAAUGUAUAUUCUGUCUCAUUAUUUCCACAGAAAAACUGCGUCAUGAGGAAUGAAACAGUGGUUGACAGCAGUAUCUGAUGUCAAACAAUAGCAAGAAAAACAACUUUUCAGUUCCCGUAAUUCAAGAAUCACUACGUAUUUGUAUUCUGAUAUUUUAAAAUCAUAUUUUGCUUUAUGUGAUGUAAAUAAGAGAUUUAAUUAGUUUAUCAUUUUAGCACGGUGUCUAACAAUUUUUAAAUUACAUAAAAAAAUACAGUCUUUUUUAGGGUGGUGUAGCAGCUGAGUCUUGGGGAACAAAAGCUGUGCUUGUUUGAAGACUAUGUGCUAUAAAUCUGCACUAGGAAACUUAGAAGUAUAGCAAAGUUUGAAACAGUUAAAGAGUAUUUCUAUGAUUACCCAACACAAUUUCCAAGAAGUUUGGAUUCCAGCAUGUCUUCAAAAAUUAAUAUUGCAGUUUUUUACUGUAUUACUGAAUGGCUGCAGCCUAAAUAUUGUAUCAGAUUGCGGGUGGAUAUACUAUAGUGUUCGUCUGAGGUAUUAAGGUUUGCCUUAGGUCAUUUGAUAAAAAAUCACCUGGACUAUGCUGUGCCUCAGCAGUUCACUUAAAAUUUACAGCCAGUCUGACAGACUGAAGUUAAUAAAAGAGAGUAUUUUUAUUGUUUGUGAAAAGGCCAUUAUAAAGCAUGUUGUAAGCUGUGAUGCAUCUGUAACUAACGUGAGAAAGAUAAUAUUAAAGCUAUUCUACAAUACUGACUUCCAAAACAGAAUUUCAACAGAAACAAUGUUAGAAAUUGUGGCUGCAAAAUUAUGUUCUCAACUGUAGCUUUUGCUUUCUAUCUUUUGGACUGCAGCCUAGGUCUUCCUUUAUUAGAAGUAAUGAUUUUAGAAGAGCUCACAAAUUCUUGAAAGUUUCAAGAAUGAAACCAGUGAAUUCUUUCCCAUUUUGGUAUUUUAAAUCACACUACCAUUUUAAAAUGUCUGGGCCACUUCUUUUUUUUUCUUGAAUGAUAUUCUAGUUGUUUAUAUACUGCUAACAUGUGAAUCAAAGACCUUACAGGUUUCCUUCCAAGUGUUUUAUUUGGACAAAGGAAGAUUACCUACUCUUGACAUUAUACUUUUAUCAUGAAAGUAAAAAUAAAACAUUUAAUUUGUUUACUGGGUAAUACAUGUUUGAAAAAUCCAGCAGACAGGUUCUUUUAAACAAGUUUAAGCAAUGAAUGUACAUUAAAAACUGUUCUUUGCAAAAUACCAAGUAUUUUCUGAUUUUUGUCCCUGUUAGAUAUAUUUAUAAUGUUAUUCAGUUUAUUUUAGCUGUAGCAAUGUUACUGACAAGCUGAAUUAGCGUAGAGCUGUUUGCACAUUACAAGUAUUCCUGAUUCAAAAUCCAAAAUCCAUCUAGUGACCUCCCAUAAUAGGAAUAUUUUAGUUGUGAGUCAUUUCUGCCGCUUAACUUAGUCUGUGCGGGGAAUCAAAGCAGUUUUCAAUGUGUAUACAUAAAAUCUCCAUCAAGACUUGUGUGGAAUUUAGCUUCUUGAUACAGUUUCUUAUGUUAGAAAUGUGUGCUCGGUUUGCUAAUCAAUCUAUGCAGCUAAAAGACUUGCUUCUAUCUUUUAAUGUUAACCUAAUAGUAGUAUCCAAAUUGUAGUUUAUUAUCCAUUUAGAAUAUGUAGGGAAUAUGGAGUCUGUACACAACACAUGAAAUGGCUUUUUAAUUCAUUAAUAUUUUUUUUAAAUUUAUUUAUUCUGUUUUGGAUUAAGUGGCACUGGAGGAAUUGGCUUUAAGGUAGGUUACCUGUUUGAAAGACAGCUUUUCUUCACAUAGCAUGGGGUUUAUUUGUUUGUGCCCUUUGUUGGGUACAGCACAUACUAUCAAAAACUCUGGUCUGUUCAUUUUGUUGUUGCCAUGCCAAAUGUACCUUCAUAACGUUUUUACACAAUUUACUAUUUUUACAAGCCAGUUACAGCACAACAAGCUUUCUGUUGUCAGAAAGGAAUUCCUGUUCUCCAUAGCUUUGAAGAUGCUAAAAUGAAUCUUGGGGAUAUUCUCCAAGGGGAGGAAUUUGAAAUAACCAACACAGAACAAUAUCACUUGGAUAGCUCUUCUUUGUAAUAGUAGGGAGGUUUUGUGUCUUACGUGUGUUUGUGAAUGCACUCCAAAUCUUCAUGGACUUGAAAAGUAAAGAAUAGAUUUGGUUCUGAUAACUAUUGCUGCUUCCUAAAUCAGUAUCACAUCCUUUUCCUAUGUCUGCCACGUCCUGGAAGGUCUUAGUACAUGAGGUUCUGUGGGAAGAGAGAUGCUAGUUUUAACACCAUAUGAAAACCAAAUCUUGUCUUUUUAGGUAAGAGCCUGAUACAGCGUAAAGACAAUAUGUCCUUGAUAUCUUGCUGCUGGAUAUUCCUGUUUACCAAAAGAUUGCCUUGCUUUUCAGCAUUGUUGGUUUGGUGAAUUUAAAAAUGGAGGAAUGUGAAAUAUCAUGGACUAAAAUCUGUUGUGAGUUUAUUACUUUGCAAAAUUUCAGCUUUGUAAUCCAAUGUGAUACCUGUAUUUAAAGUCAAAUUACAUUAUUGUUUUCUCUAA